Brenthis ino (lesser marbled fritillary) is the source of this 696-nucleotide messenger RNA. NCBI's taxonomy places the organism in Eukaryota, Metazoa, Arthropoda, Insecta, Lepidoptera, Nymphalidae. The record is from the annotation of a GenBank genome assembly.
AUGAUACCUGAUCAUCUAUUUGACGAGGGUAUUACUACCUCGUUAUUGCGAAAUGAUAUGAAACAUGUUCAGUUGAACAGAAUAGUUUUUGAAAAAACUCAGAAAGAUUACGAACGGGAGCAGCGUAAUUUACUAUCAUCUCAAGAUGGUGACACUUGUGAGAUCCAUGAUCAGUUCUAUAGAGAUCAUAAACUACUACUGGUUUUGUUUAGAGCACUGGCAGUUAUGCCUAUAACGCGGUCUCGGCCCGGUGAGAUACUAUCGAGUUACAGGUUCUUUAAUAUCACAAUUGCGGUGUACGGAGCGCUAUCUGAGAUUGUUGAUCACGGUUUCGGAUUCAGCUUUAAGGAGAUGGGCCUGUUUGUUGACACACUGUACUGCUCAACUUUGCUCUUUAUCUUCGCAGACUGCUCUCAUAAGUCUACACUUAAAGUAGCAGCUGGAGUACAAGACACGCUUCUAUCAAUAGAUGUUCUAUCUGUGGAUCGACCUACUCAGAAAGAGGUUUAUAUAUAUUUUCUAACAAUCGAUCACUUUAUACAGGCUAUAGAGAUGAAUCCAGCAGUGGUAAGCUUAAAAGGUUAUGCUCAUGUCAAUCGAGAACUUUUAACAUCUGCAAUAAGCAUGAUAGCAAUAUAUCUUAUUGUAUUGCUGCAGUUCAAGAUUUCUUUGCCCAAGGACUCAUCAACAGCCAAU